This is a messenger RNA of Trichobilharzia szidati, 1267 nucleotides long. The record is from the annotation of a GenBank genome assembly. Lineage: Eukaryota; Metazoa; Platyhelminthes; Trematoda; Strigeidida; Schistosomatidae.
UGACAGAGAUAUUUUUUCAAAAGUUUCGUUAAAACAGAUUUCCUGGAAUGAGCAGUACCAACAUUUGAAUCCUUCUUGCAAUACUGAAGUAAAGGAUAAUGGGAAGAAAUCAAUUCAGGAAAAAUAUACUUUUACGGAUCAUCGGUUCAUUACUUUGCCUGUUUGUUAUUCUGUUAGGCGGAGGUUUGAGUGCUUUCACGGGAUAUACACUGGCUACUUUUGAAUAUAUGGGUGAAAUAUUCGGAAAAUAUGUAUUCUUCGGGGGGAUUUAUACUAUUCUGGCCUGUGGAAUACUAACUGUACUAUUUGGCUUAAUCAGUUUUUACAGUUUCACACACACCAACCGAUUCACUGCCAUUAUGGCAUGUGUGGGUUUAAUGUUUCUCUGCAUUGUUAUCGGAUGUACAUCAGUGAUUAUUUACGCCUAUCCAAAAACUAUGACAGAAUUGAUUUACAAUCGAAUGACUGAUACAUUUCCAAGUUAUGGUCAAGUAAUGACAAUAACAAACGCCUGGGAUUUUAUGCAAAGUUAUCUUAGAUGUUGUGCUCUACGAAAUCGUGGUUGGGUUGAUUACAAUCAAACUGUUUGGUAUAAAUUGACGAAUGCAGAUAUACAUUAUCAUGGCGAACUGAUUCCACAAUUCAAAUUGAAGCACAAGUGAUUAUUAUCAAUUUGUCCCGGAAUCAUGUUGUGUUACCUUAAUCGACGGUUUAACGGGAUUACCAUUACAAGUUUAUCGUAAUAAGAAACGUUGUAAAAAUUGGCAAUAUGGUCCACCGAUGUUUCAAGAUGGUCCACAUAAUGAUGCAUUGUAUUAUCGUGGUUGUUAUCAUCUCUUUGUUGACUAUGUUAAUACAUACAGUCGAUAUAUUCUUGGAGUAGGAUUAACAGUUGCAACACUCUUGAUAAUUAUCUUCUUGCUACUCGUGUAUACAGAACUAUUGACUGUUCCAAACUAUAUACAAAAUUACUAUCCUAAUUCAUUGAAACAAAACCAUGUCAAAUAAAUGCAUGUUAUCAAAGUGGGUUUAUACACUUCAAUGACAGAAUCCGUGAGCAUUACAAAUCAACUCCUGACCAGUAAUUCAUUUUUUGAAUACCACAAUGAUUUUCAAUGAAGUAUAUAGUUGCAGAAAUGGGCAUAAUAUUUAUAUUAGUUACUUUUUUUCUCUCUCUCUCUCUAAAGUGCAAUAUUUAUUAUUUUUUUCUUUUAUUUCUUGGUUGUAUUUAACUCCUAACCUGAUGUAAUUAUUAACUUGUUUUUAA